Phyllopteryx taeniolatus (common seadragon) is the source of this 10472-nucleotide messenger RNA. It is a transcript of the gene calcr, whose product is annotated as calcitonin receptor. The record is from RefSeq and is a predicted model, not a curated record. Gene Ontology annotation, molecular function: calcitonin receptor activity; amylin receptor activity. Gene Ontology annotation, biological process: positive regulation of cytosolic calcium ion concentration; cell surface receptor signaling pathway; adenylate cyclase-activating G protein-coupled receptor signaling pathway. Gene Ontology annotation, cellular component: axon; plasma membrane. Lineage: Eukaryota; Metazoa; Chordata; Actinopteri; Syngnathiformes; Syngnathidae. The coding region runs from base 322 to 2730 and encodes 802 amino acids. The transcript has 22 exons.
AGGAGGAGCUCCCGUUUCAAGUGGAGGCUGCUGAUUGCCGGUGCAAGAGGAGCGGCCAGUCAGGAGCUGUCACAGCUCCUCGCGGCCACACAUUGGCGCCCUGCUCCGUGCACGCGGACACGAGGCUCUUCUCAUUGUAAGGUAGACAGACACUUGCAAAACAACUGAAAAAUUGCUUUGCAAUUGGGGCUUUUUAAAUCACUCCGGAGGACAAAAACCUUUGUUUGCGAGUUUCUGGGAAGGGACGCUUUUUACCCGCCCCCCAAGUAUUCUUGUGGCUGCUAUUUAUAUCCAUUGGCGUAAGACAUCGGAGAGGAAGAUAUGAAAUUAGCCGUUUGCUGCACUUGGAUCCUUUGCUGUCUUUCAGUGUGCACGGUGUCAGCUGGCACCGAGUCUGUUCCGGAAUCAUCACUCAAGCCGGGAAUGAGCAAUGAGAGAUGGAACGAGGCGAAACGGAGUCAAUACAAAUGUCUCAAUGCGGCCAAUGGAGAUCGGCUGCAAAACAGAAGCGCGGGUACCUUCUGUGGAAAAAUGUGGGAUGGCUUUUUGUGCUGGGAAGAAACACCACCGGGUACAUCCAUAACACAGAGAUGUCCCAAUCACAAUCCCGCUGGAAACGUGACAAAAUUUUGUGACCAAAGGGGUAAGUGGGUCCAAACAGAGUCCACAUGCCAAGAAGCUACAAAGGACAUAAUCGAGGAUAUUUACAAUGUUUCCAAGGAUGUUAACGAUGAACCAAUGACAGAACAUAGCAGAAACAUAGGGAAGAAAAUACUUGACAACAAAGAGAAAUGCCUGGUGAAAAUGAAACAAAAUCCACCUCAUAAUAAAACGGGGUUGUUCUGCAGUCAUAUUUGGGAUGGUAGGCUUUGUUGGGAUGACACCCCAGCGCAAACCUAUGCCACGCAGAACUGUCCUGAUUAUUUUCCCAACUUUGAACCCUCAGGAAAGGCAAGUAAAUACUGUGGGGAGGGCGGAGAGUGGUUCCGUCAUCCAGAGGGCGACCGAUUUUCGACCAACUACUCCCUCUGCACCAGCAACGAUGAGAAGACAUCAAGGAAGCAGAAGUUGCUUCAGAGUGAAAACAAAUGCCUUCUGAAAAUGAGCCAAGACCUUUCCUUUAAUGAACCAGGGCUCUACUGCAGUCGGAACUGGGACGGCUGGCUGUGCUGGGACGAUACUGCAGCAGGAACCUACGCCACUCAAAACUGUCCUGAAUACUUUUCGUAUGCACAUCCCACAGAAAAGGCGACCAAGUACUGUGGAGAAGACGGACAAUGGUAUCGCCACCCAGAAACCAACACCACAUGGACCAACUUCACACUCUGUGCCAUCAACAUUCAGGAAAAGCUAGAGGGGGCGAGUGCACAACUCUCAGGGGAUACGGUGCAAAACUUUGCCGACGAGAGCACAGCGGGGCCCCUGGUGAACCCCGAGGAGCAGGAUCUUGGGAGGAAUAAAAUCCUUGACAGCCAGUAUAAAUGCUUUGAAAAAAUGAAGAGCGAUCCUCCUUAUAAUAAAUCAAGAGUGUACUGCAGUCGGAACUGGGAUGGCUGGUUGUGCUGGGGAGAUACUCCGGCCGGAACCUACACCUCUCAAAACUGCCCCAAUUAUUUUGUUGACUUUGACCCUACAGAAAAGGCAACCAAGUACUGUGGGGAGGAGGGGCAGUGGUUUCGCCACCCUGACACCAACAGGACCUGGUCUAACUAUACACUCUGCAAUGAAAACACUAAAGCGAAGUUGAAGUCGGCGUACAUCCUGUUUUACAUGGCGAUUGUCGGUCACGCCUUAUCUAUAGUCUCCCUGCUCAUCUCUUUGGCCAUCUUCUUCUACUUCAGGAGUCUGAGCUGCCAAAGGAUCACACUGCACAAGAACCUUUUCUGCUCCUACGUGCUCAAUUCCGCCCUGACCAUCAUCUACCUGGUCGCUGUGGUCAACAAUCCUGAAGUGGUGGACAGAAACCCUGUAGGCUGCAAACUGUUGCACUUCUUCCACAUGUACAUGCUGGGAUGCAAUUAUUUCUGGAUGCUCUGUGAAGGAAUCUACCUACACACGCUCAUCGUGGUGGCUGUGUUUGCAGAGGAGCAGCAUUUGCACUGGUACUACCUCCUGGGCUGGGGUUUUCCUCUUGUGCCCGCAUCAAUCCAUGCUGUGGCAAGAAAAACAUUUUUUGAUGACAACUGUUGGAUGAGUGUGGAAACCCAUCUGCUGUAUGCAGUCCAUGGCCCUAUAGUGGCAGCUCUACUUGUGAAUCUCUUCUUCUUGCUCAACAUCAUCAGAGUGCUGGUCACCAAGCUAAGAGACACACAUCGUGCAGAGUCCAACAUGUACAUGAAGGCUGUGAGAGCCACUCUGAUCCUUGUGCCCCUUCUGGGGAUACAAUUUGUCAUUUUUCCCUGGAGGCCUGAGAACAGGCUGGCAGGGGAGGUCUACGAGUACAUCAUGCACAUACUCAUGCACUACCAGGGUUUAUUGGUGGCAACCAUAUUCUGCUUCUUCAAUGGAGAGGUGCAGGCCGCUCUGAAGAGACAGUGGAUGCAGUACAAAACCGAGUGGGGUCAGAGACGGAAGGACCACUGUUCAAUGCGCUCCACGUCGUACACGGCCACCUCUAUCACAGAGGUCCCUCCCUUUAUGUACCACCAAGACGGCAACAGCGAACAUUUGAACGGGCGCCACACGGACGACUCUGAACUGGUGGCGCUGAAAGUGGGCGAGAUCCCCUAAGCGCCAUAGAGGAGAAAAACAACACAGAAACAGUGUUCUGUUUGACAAAAAAAAAAAAAAAAAAAAAAAAAAAAGCUACGUGGACGGUACUAAAUCUCAGAGGCUAGUUUCUUCAGUCGUCUUCGCCGUAAUACGGACGAGGGGACUGAAGAACUGGGAAGGAGAGGGAGUCACUUCCAUCACUUUAUUACAGCUGCUUUGUGACAACGGCGAUGCUUGUGACACGCUGCUGGCGAUGAGACGGAAAUACCUGUGAUGACAACUGUCGGAGAGGGUGUGAUGUUGAUAUUGACGUUUUUGUGAUCAUCAUCAACAGCAAAUGAGCGACACAAUCUUUUCUAUUCUCACCUACGAUACCAAAGGGUACAAGAUGUUGGUCAACGACUCGAUGGGGGCGUUCUGUGUCCGAAUGAGCACAGAUGGGGUAUCCUAACACACACACACACACACACACGCGCACGCACACACACACAGUGGAUAUAAAAAGGUCUACACAAAAAGCAAGAUGAAUCAUUUCAAAACUUUUUCCACCAUUUUGACCUAUAUCCAGAACGACAAUUAAAAGAAAAAAAAUAAACGACGAGAUAACAGUGUGUUCGGAAUUAACGCAUCACAUUCAAAGUCAUCCUAAACAGGAGUCACCAUACUCCUGACCCAAUUUAAAGUUUCUCUGAUUAACCCUAAAUAAAGUUCAGUGGUUCGAGUGAGCUGUUCCUGUUUUUAUUAUAUUUGAUUUUAUCCUCACCCUCCUCUUUCGAGCAGAAGCCUGAAGGUUUUGUGCUAUCAUUGACAGGUAUUUUGAACUGGUAAUAAUUCCCUCCACCUUGCCCAAGGCCCCAGUUACAUCUGAAGAAAGCCAUCUCCGAAAAAGGAUGCUGCCACCACCAUGCUUCACUGUAUGCACCAAACAUACCUUCUGAAAUUAUCGCCAAAACGUUCAAUCCUGCUUCCAUAACAAAAUCACUCAAACAGAUGUGGGAAAAUGUGUGCCAAAUAGAACAGCUGAACCUUAUUUGGGGUUAAUCAGAGGCGUUUUAAAUGGGGGCAGAUGUGUGCUGACUCCUAUUUAACAUGAGUUUGAAUCUGAUUGGUUAAUCUGAACACAACCACAUGCCCAGUUAUAAGAGUGUGCGCACACUUAUGUAACCUUAUUUUUUGUUUAUUUGUAUUUCCCCAGUUUAUUUUUAGUUAUUUUUAUUUUAUAUAUACACAUAUAUUCGAAAAGGUUUUGGAUUUAUCUUGGCCUCACUUUUCUCACAAUAACCUGGCAUUUGGUCAGGGAUGUGUAGAAUUUUUCUAUCCACUGUCCACACAUGCACACAGUUACAAUAUACCAGCAUCACCAGUCUGGUCACGUGCCACGAAAAGUUACCAAUUAAUCAUUCAUGUUUGAAGCUCUGGAAUUGUGUACAUAGAAAUUAGCAGUCCAAAAGUAUUGGAAUGGCAGGGUCAAUUCCUUUGUUUUUGCUGUAUACUGAAGACAUUUGGGUUUCAGAUCAAAAGAUGAAUAUGAGACAAAAGUUCAGAAUUCCAGCCUUUAUUUCAUGGUAUUUACAUCUAGAUGUGUUAAACAACUCAGGACAAAGCACGUUUUGUUUGAAGCCACCCACUUUUCAAGUGAGCAAAAGUAUUGGAAGAGACGUUAUUGAAACUUAAAGUGAAUAACAUUGAAUAUUGGGUGGCAUAACCCUUACUUGCAAUAACUGCAGCAAGCCUGUGACGCAUUGACUUCACCGGACUGUUGCAUUCUUCAUUUGAAAUGCUACAUGUUUGCAUCUAGAUGUAAAUACCAUGAAAUAAAAGCUGGAAUUCUGAACUUUUGUCUCAUAUUCAUCUUUUGAUGUGAAACUCAAAUGUCUUCAUUAUACAACAAAAAAACAAAAAGGAACUGACCUUGUCGUUCCAAUACUUAUGGAGAGGACUGUAGAGUUUAAAAAAUGAAUGAGUUUUAUCUUAAUAUUUCAUUAUCAUUUCUCAUUCCUGAAUAUAGUGCUCCAUGUCUUUCCUGUGAUGCUACAAACAAAACUGCUUUGCUCUUUUACUGAUGCUCAACAUCACAGGCCUGAGAAGCCAGCAGAAGCUUAAUGUGCAAAAAAGCAUACAUAACUAUGUAAUAUAAAUAAAUAUACUGUCCUCCUAAAAAUUGGAACAGUGAUGCCAAUUUCUUUAUUUUUACAGUAGACUGAACUUGUUGGGGCUUGAAUUCAGAAGAUGAAUAUGACAAGAGUUGAACAGUUCAGCGUUUAUUUCCAGGUAUUUACAUCUGGAGUCGAUACACAACAUAAGAAUAGAAAGGUCAGGCUGGAAUUUGCCAAAAAGUACAGAAACAGAAACAUUUUAUGGGCUGAUGAGCCAAAGAUGAACCUUUAUCAGAGUGAUGGCAAAGCAUCUGCUCAUGAUUGUAAAGAUACAAGCUCAUCUGCUACAACUCAGUUGCGGUAAUGUCAUGGCCUGGUUGCUUACAGGAAGAGCUCACUAGUCUACAUUGCAGUAACACAAUGUCAGCAGGGAAUCAAAAGUCUACAGAAACCUUUUGUACGCCAAUUUAAAGUAAGACUCAACCAAACUGACUGUGAGAUCUUUCAUCAUGCAGUAAAAAACACCAAAUAAGUCCAUAGGGGGCAAAAAGUGGCAUGUUUUAGAUUGUUCAAGGCAAUCUCCAGACUUAAAUAUGUAUAGUAAACAUGUAUUUUACCUGAUAAAGAGGAGACUGAAGAGAGAAACCAGAACAAAAACCUAUCUUCCAAUCUUUUCCUCUAAGUGCAUCAGAUUCAGAUUUCAAUAACUGCAAACAAAAGCUGAACGUUGAUCUUUUUCUCAUAUUCAUCUUUUAAUGACAAAGGCAAAUAUUUUCUGUCUACAGGAUUUGACUAAUAUCCUUGACAAAUUAACGAGGGGGAGCUUUUCGGUUUUGAACAGCAGUAAAAACUUUGAGCGCUUUAUCAGACGACCAUGUCAUGGAAAGAUUUGCUCCUACAAUACUCAUUGUAAUGUAUUUUGUUGCAGGUUAGAAAGAAGACAGUGACAAUCAAUCUUAGGGAAUGACGCUCAUUCUCUGAUGAUAAAGAAUUUACGAAGGUAUUUAUUUUAGUAUAUUUCUCACUCAUUUUUAAAAUAAGGGUGUGUUUGAGAUGUGCAUCUAUGUAGUUUAUCUGUAUAUGUGGAAGUUGCCGCACUUUUUUUAGUAAAGCCGAAAUGCAUACAGUAUAUGAUUUCUGCACUUGUGAAACCAGUUUGGUGAAUUUCUGUGGUUCAUUUUGUCUCCUGGUCUCACUCAGCUUUGACUGACAUCAUUGCUAAUGUGAUGUUAAAAAUGUACUUCGGAAAAGCCUGGCUGGGUCAUGUUUUUCCAUACCAUAUAAGUAUAUUUAGCACAUGAAUUGUAAUAUGACUUUUUUUUUGUGCUGCCUUUCAAGCUUGUAGAAGAAGAGAUAAAAGAAGAGACUUCAUGAAUACUGUAUUGUAAAUUUUCACCAGUUAUGAUUAGACGGGCUAUUUUUCAUUGUAGGCCACUUUCCUACCACAGUACAAUGGUGCCUUGAGAUUUUUGAGUUUAAUGCAUUCCGUGACCAUGUUCUUAUCUCAACACGUAUCGCAAAUCAUUGUUCCCCAUUGAAAUCAAUGCAAAUGCCAUUAAUCCGUUCCAGAUGUUAAAAAUUAUAUAUAUUUUUUUAUUCUUCUAAUGCGGUUUUAAUAAAAUAACAUUAUAAUAUCGAACUUUAUAAAAGCAUAGUUACAAUAAAUAGAAUGUAAAGAACCAAACUGUUGCAUCAUGAUUAAUUCAUUGUGACUCCUGGCUGCAUGACGUGACCACUUGGGGGCAGUUAUGCAGACAAACGAAGAAGGGUUUCACAACUACUCUGACUCAGUAAACUGCAGUAAUAAUCGUUUUUUGAAAAGGAUCAAGAAUACGCCUGUGAGUAUUGUUAUACGGUCUAUCUACGUGUGUUGCUGCACCUUUUUUGUUCCAAUACCAGACUUAUCAAAAUAUAAGACUUGCAACACCAACACAGAUGCUAUUUGUUCGCCUGUCUAUGGCAUUCCACAAUGUGUUAGCAUUGACCUAGCAGACUAAGGCAGUUAUGUGGUUGUUUUAAGUAUGUAAUUUUCUUUGUCUGAUGGUUAGUAUGACAGUAAACUUCAACUGGGAGUGGCAACAAACAGCUUGAAGUCUUUUUGGAAAAAUUGUUCACUAUCUGCCAAACUGCCUCUUGUCGAGAAGAGAGUUGAGUUUACUGGCACCAUAGAGGGCUCAUCCCAAAUUUUUGCUCACAAGUCAAAGCAAAAAAAAAAUAAAAAUAAAAAAAAAAAAAAGAACUGGCCAAGUGACAGCUUGUAUCUCCGGUCAUUCAUAUCUCAAGGCACCACUGUAUUUCAUGUUUCAGGUCUGAGGGGUCCUGUAUGCCGCGCAAACAAAAGGUGGUCUUACUCCACUUGGUCUACCGCUUUGUAAACCAGCCUCUUUUAUACUAAAGGUUCCUUUCAUACCAUCAGUGCCUGCAUCUGAUGUCUGAAGCAGGUCAGAAUUGACUGGCAUUUCAUCUAAACACUUCCAGUCCCAGUUGUUAUCGUGCUAAGGGCGCUCGCUGUAUUCACUCCUUUUAUGCCUAAAAUGUCUGCCUUGCUAGAGAUGUCAGUGUAAAAUACGUAAUUUCAGGCUCUGCUGCAUCCUAAUGACACCACCAAGAGAAGGAGACAAACCGUCCUCCUUUGAAUUCAUUCAGUGGUCCUAUGAGCUUGAUGAAGUGAUGAUGAUGGUGGUGAUGAGGUUUGACGCCUGUGGAGCCGUUUCUUCAUUCCUCUGAUAAAUAUUGUCUCUUAGCUCUCACCAUAAAAAAAAUACUGGUACAGAUCUAGCGUAAUAAUAUUCAAGUCUAAUUGUAUGCAAAGUGUCUUAGUUAUGAUAUGAGGGCUUGGAUGGAGGACUUGUGAUACAAUGAGGAGGAAAUCUCCCUAAUUGCAUGCGCAUACCCCUUCAUCAUGUUUUUCUGCGCGAGACGGAUGGAUGAGUGGAACCGCAUUCUGCACAAAGUCACAGUGCAUUAGGUCCACGUUGUUUUAAGGUAUACUUGUGACAGCGCUCGGCUUCGUCUGGUGUUUAAUGGAGGCUCCGGAUGACUUCAGUGUGACAGCAACCUGCAGAGAAAUUGGCCAUAAAAGUAAUCUUGUGUUCUUUGAGCAGAUAAAAACAGGAGUUUUAAAACAGAAAAAGUGAAUUUUACCAGGCAAGUGUAUGUCUGCUUCAUCCAUCUUAAUCAAUGUAAAUAUUUAGAGGAAUUGGUUAUUUUUUGAUGUGGUCUGAUAAAGUAGCUCUAAUAAGCAGCAAUCCCAGCAAAAUGAAAAGAAACGCUUAUAUUUGCAGAAAAUCACCUUCUGGGUGCAUAAUUUGUGCCAACAGGCUAAAUGACCUUUUCCAAUAUACUGCAGCUCUAAUUAGACAAUAGAUGGCCAGAAUUGAAAUGAGGGCAGCGCACAAAUGAGUUUAGUCAGUGUGUUAUGCACGCUAUAUUGGUUGACCGCGAUGUUUUGAUAAUUGUAUUCAUUUCCAUGCCCUAUUAAUGAGGGGCUGUCAAAAAGUAAUGAGCCCAGUUGUACUCUUGUAAAAUUUAAAACCAUUUUAAGGAUAUUACAAGCAAGGGCACGAGAAGAUCCCUCACAUCUAAAUUCGUUCAAAAAGACUCUUCGUUAUUGGUGUAAAGAGACAAAUCCACUUAGUCAUUAUGCAUAAAUGUAUAGCAGCCAUAUAAUGUGCGUAAUGUGAGAGACGAGACCCCUGCCGGGCUCAGUGCGGCUGCUUCAAAGAUAACAAAAUCAAACCAUCGAAGUCUUUUCUCACUCGGCCUAAUCUUCAGCACAGCCGCUGUCUGCUCAUGAGCGAUAACCCGACUGAGUUGGAACUUGACAAUUGUGGCCGGGUGCCUUCAAAUAAUCGACUGUACUGGCCACAUAGCGAGCCAGGCUCUCUUGUAAAGACGCGUAUGAAGUGCAUUCACUGUUUCCGUGCAGGAAUCGUCAAGUGUUGCUCUGUGAGCUUGCUCGACAACGUCAUGUGAAUUCAUUGAUCGUUACCAAAAGGUCAAAUCAACAAAAGCACACAACAAUCAAUAUUUUUAUCGGAUCUUUGCAUUGGACUUGAUCCCACAAGUCUAUGCAGACAGCAUUAGAGAUUACUUAAUGAAAUAUCUCAUCCUUCAGCAUUAUGUGGCAACACUCAAAUGAUCUGAAAUGAGCUUUGUGUGCGCAAACCCCUUUUGAUGCAUUACUGAAAGACAAUGCUCUCUGCAUGAUCGUCAUCUAAAGCUUGAUAUUAUGAACAUAUUAUGAUUCCCCUAAGCUGAUCGUGGACCUGCCACAUUCAUCUUCAUCUGCGAUGAAGCGGGGAAUGACACACCCGAGGCAUUCUCAUCUUCCCAAAGUGGCUGUGACAGAAAUGAAGAAAAAAGGAGUUUUUCCUACAGUGUGUAUUUUUCCCAACGAUCUAUGGAGGAGGGUAAAGGCCAGACAUUUUCUUAUAUUUAGCAAUUCUAAAAGUAUUUUCUUUUCGUGCCUUUUGAUGCCGUUUAGGACAGGACGAGUACAACCUGAGCGUCCAGACCCCGGUCCCGUUGGAUACUUAUCCGAUUUAUAUACAAAUACAAGAGAGACCUGGGUCAGAUUUUGGUGAAAACAAAUAAAUAAAUAAAAGAACAAAAGUCACAUUCGAGAAAAAAAAUAGGAAUUGACCAGCAGUCUGACCAUCGCCUUCGUGAUUUCCUCACCAAACAAUUGUAGGUGCAACACAUUGUUUUUAAAUGAUCCCCCCCACCCCCAAAAAAAAAAAUCUAAAACAAAACUUUCAAUUCACUUUAGCAGUUUGAUACAGACCGUGCGUUCUUUUAAUUGUGUGACAAAAUGUUGUGACAUCAUUAAGGGGAAAUAAGUGCAUUUCAGCAUUUGAGUCACUUUUCAAAAGGUAGAGAACGUUUCCUAAUUUUUAAAAUUGCUAGAUUUGUUGCUAGGUGCUUUUUCAGGCGAAAAAAGUUGCUAUGUUAGUCUGUUGUCAUUCAUCAGUGCCUGUUGCCACACGAAACGCCAGUACAUUCUUAUGACGUGACAAGCUGGGCAGAGGCCUUAGUUGAGAGUUUGAUUUUCUCUUUUACAUUUGUUGUAUAUUACUACCAUUGUACAAGGCCUGAAACUUCUAAAAAGUGACUACCUCUGUUGGACUGGGUAAGGCAUGCGGUUAAAGUAAUUUAUUUUUUUACCCACAGACCAGACUUGUACUAAUGUAAUGUGUUGUCGUUCAAAUGUAGUCAAGGCUUUAAGCGCUCAUGUUAUAUGAAGUCUUUGCAGCAGUCUUCUGAUAAACUUCUGUUUCAUAUAUUGGGAUGCCAUUAUAAUGCUUGCAAAAUGCCUGUAUUCAUUUCUAAUCAAUUCUCUCAUCCAGUAUGAAUUUCUAAUCAAUUUAAGCAAUGGGUUUUGUGGUGUGAGGAUUGGUACAUUUUACUGUUCAGACUUCUCUGUGUAUUUCAUAAAGGAGAUAACCUCCUCAAUCACUUCUUGGCUUCAGCACUUGUUCCCUUGUUAGAUGCUGAUGAGAUUUGUAAUGCAAAAUGCUAAUUAUUUGGGCCCUGCAGCACUCGCUUCUGCUGGUGGAGGUUUCCCAUGAAACGACUUGCUACCCCACGCGCUUGGAUUGAACUUUCACGCACAACUCAUCUAAAAAAUAAAAAUCCCAUGUACAUUAAAGAUGGAUGAUGCAG